Molecule: messenger RNA, 855 nt
Organism: Schistocerca nitens (vagrant locust)
Lineage: Eukaryota; Metazoa; Arthropoda; Insecta; Orthoptera; Acrididae
Exons: 3
Coding region: 1-855 (284 amino acids)
Source: RefSeq, a predicted model, not a curated record
AUGCAGGCUGCAGCGCACGACUGCAUACCAUCACAGAUAAGGUUGGGCUUCUCUAGGUCAGAUUUGGUCCGCAGCGGGUUCCAGCCGCGCCUUCCGACUUUGCUGCCGCCCCCAGGGCAGCAGCAGCAGCCGUCGCCGCUACCACGCCGACAGCCCGUCCCGUUGAUGCCUCCCGCGCAGCUUCAUGCGGGAGCGCCCCGGGUGGUCGCUCCGGCGCCUGCGGUCCCUCUUCAGUCGCCACCGCCUUCGGAGCUGAUGGACGUCGACCCCUCAGCCGGGCCGCCUUCCCAAGCGGUGGCUGUGCAGCCUGUACUGCAGCCGCUUUCCUUGGGCACCCCCAAGGAGUCUGACACCGCAGCGCCUUGUCCGGCGCCCACUCAGCAGCCGUCGACGCAGCGUCAGGAGACGCUGCCUCUCUUCGUGGGUCCCGACGCCCCGUCGCGUCCAGUACCAGAAGCUGCGCCCGUGGUCACAGGCUUGCACCCUGACCUCGGUUUUCAGUCGGUGUUUCCCGAGGCCCCGCGCAGCCAAUGCUGGGGUGCGGACCGGGGACUGCCACCGACAACAGUCUCCGCCCCGACCCCGCCACCUCCUGCCGCCGCUGCCGGUAAUGCGAUUAACGUGGCCGGCUCGCCAGAAGCCCCUCCGGACGGCGCCGCCGCGGCUCCAGUUCUCGACGGGCUGUUGCCGCUUACGUCGUCGCUGUCCGUGUCGCCACCGCCUGCGCUCCGUGUCCACCGACCGCCAUGGCUGCUGAGGAGGAAGGGUGAGUGCUGCCUCGCCACGGCGGACCACUGCCCUGGGGCCAAAGGCCGCAGAAGACCACUGGGGCAUUUACCAGUAGUCGUCCAUUGA